Molecule: messenger RNA, 1371 nt
Organism: Effrenium voratum
Lineage: Eukaryota; Dinophyceae; Suessiales; Symbiodiniaceae
Source: the annotation of a GenBank genome assembly
AUGGGCGGCAAAGGGCGCGGCAAGACAGGGCACGGCAAGGCCUGGAAGAAGCCCUCGCAGGAGGAAGAGAAGGCCAAGAGGACCUACCUGGCGGCAGUAAAGCCGGAAUGGGCCUUGGCAAAGAAUUCGCUUCGGCCCUAUGCUAGUGAAGACAGCUCUCCGUUCUUCACCGGCGGCAAAAGCGACACGAAGUAUUGGGAGCUCGGCCGCAUUCGCGAGGCCAUGGCCGCCGACACCGCUGAGCUAGCCAACCGCCUGGGCAUUGCGCUCUCGGAGUCCGGCGGCACGAUCUGCAUGGGCGCCGAUGUUCUCAAGACCUUCGCCUCCGGCGAGGAAGGCCUGGAGAAGCUGGGGUUCCGCGGUGCCGCGACGCUCCUGGGCGGCGACGGCGGCCUCCGCGACGCUGCCAAUGUCCUCAACAAGUACGGCACGCCUGUGGCGCGCGGCGCGCCGGAGCUCCGCCUGGCCGCGGAGACGCUCCUCGACUUCCUGGAGGACGACCCGGCGGGGAAGGCGAAGACCUUCCAGCGAGUGGCGCGGAGCGCGGCGAAGCUCUACUUGCUCGCCGUGGACCUGCUGCAGUGGCUGGCUGCUGCGGAGGACAAAAAGAAGUGGGCCGCCAAGUUCGAAGACGGCGAGGAUCUCCAGCCGCGGGCGGUGCAGGCUUGGCUGGCGAAGCCAAAGGAUCGUGCGAAGCUGCUCGCGGCCUUGGUUGCGUCCCAUGAGGCGCAGGUGAAGACGCAGAAGGCCAACGCGCGGGGCUCCUCCGAAAGCGACGAGGCGGCCCAAGAGGAAAGCGCUACAUCUUCCUCCAACAGCAAGGCCAAGAAGGACAAAAAGAAAAAGAAGAAGUCCAAGAAGGACAAGAAGAACAAGCAGAAAAAGGCUGCCGAGGCGAAGGGGAAGAGCUCCGAGGACGGCGGCGAGGGCACUUCGAAAGCGGAGAAGAAGAAGAAGCGUAAGAGGACCGAGGCCAAGAAGUCCAAGAAGAGAUCCUCCUCGUCGUCCUCGAGCUCAAGCCCGUCCAAGGAGACCGCGCUCCUGGCCGAGCUGGAAGAGGCGGCGCCAGACCCCGCCUUGAUCUGUUGGAGGGAAAGCGACGUGGCGCUUGCCCUUGCGGGUGCGGACCAGCUUGCAACACAGCCGAUCACGGCGGAGACCCUUGACCAGCUCAAGGGGUUGUUCGCCUUGAUUCCGGACGAGGUGCAGACGUCCAAAGGCCUACGUAAGAUCCAGGCGGCGGUCAAGGCCAUGGGCAAGGCUCCGGCCCGGGCGGCGCUGAACAAGAUUGCGGGCAGGGCGCGGGAGGUGGCAGAGGCGGCGGAGGCGCUGCACGCGGCCCACGCCCCGGAGAGCCGGCCAUCGGACUGA